AUGACCACGUUUGACUUUUCCGACAUCGAAGCCUUUUUGGACAUGCACCCAGAUCUUUUUGAGGAGUAUUUGGUGCGUAAAGCAAAAUGCGAACAGGUGAGCCGCUGGCUGAAGGACCAUCCGCAGUCCACAAAGGCGUCUUCAGCUGAAGACAAACGUGGUCCUGCCCGGGAGCCUCUGUGGUCCGCCAACCCGGACGGACUCCGGCGCAGAUCGUCCCACAUGGAGCUACGAAGAAACUUCGCUCGCUCCAAAGCCACCACCGCGCACAGAACCUACGACGAGCACGUCAGCCUGAGCGAGCAUGAGUCCCAGUCCAGCAUGAGGCGCAGGGCACUUCUGCGUAAAGCCAGCUCUCUGCCUCCGACCACCGCGCACAUCCUGAGCGCGCUACUGGAGUCCAGAGUCAACGUGCCCCAGUACGCGUCCAGCGCCAUAGACUACAAGUACAGGCUGAGGGAGACCAACGAGCGCGAGUUCUUCCUGGAGCUAGUCAAAGACAUCUCCAACGACCUGGACCUCACAAACCUCAGCUACAAAAUCCUCAUUAACGUGUGCAUCCUGGUGGACGCGGACAGGUGCUCGCUGUUCCUGGUGGAAGGUCCUCCGCACAAGAGGACGCUCGUGUCCAAGUUUUUUGAUGUUCAUUCUGGCACCACAGUGCGCCCCUCCUCCAGCACUCUGGACUCCAGCGAGGUGCAGGUGGCGUGGGGAAAGGGGAUCAUCGGAUACGUAGCAGAACAUGGGGAAACUGUGAACAUCCCAAACGCAUAUGAGGACCACCGCUUCAGUGAUGAGAUCGAUAAGUUGACCGGCUACAAAACACAGUCCAUUCUGUGUAUGGCUAUCUGCAGCAGUGACGGGGAAGUCAUCGGUGUGGUACAGGCCAUCAACAAAAACCCCAUCGGAACCCCCUUCACAGAAGAUGAUGAAAAGGUGCUGCAGAUGUACCUGCCCUUCUGUGGCAUCUCCAUCUCCAACGCCAAACUCUUCUCUGAGUCUCGGAAGGAGUACGAGCGCAGCAGGUGUGGUUGUUUCUCACUGAGUCUCAGUGUGGUUGUGUCUCAGUGUGGUUGUUUCUCACUGAGUCUCUGUGUGGUUGUGUCUCAGUGUGGUUGUGUCUCAGUGGGGUUGCGUCUCAGUGUGGUUGCGUCUCAGUGUGGUUGUGUUUCAGUGUGUGUGGUUGUGUCUCAGUGUGGUUGUGUCUCGGUGUGGUUGUGUCUCAGUGUGGUUGUGUCUCAGCGUGGUUGUGUCACAGUGUGGUUGUGUCUCAGUGUGGUUGUUUCUCAGUGUGGUUGCGUCUCUGUGUGGUUGUGUCUCAGUGUGGUUGUGUCUCAGUGUGGUUGCGUCUCAGUGUGGUUGUGUCUCAGUGUGGUUGUGUCUCAGUGUGGUUGUGUCUCAGUGUGGUCGCGUCCUCAGUGUGGUUGUGUCUCAGUUUGGUUGUGUCUCAGUGUGGGUUGUGUCUCUGUGUGGUCGCGUCUCAGUGUGGUUGUGUCUCAGUUUGGUUGUGUGGUUUUGUGUGGUUUUGUCUCAGUGUGGUUGUGUCUCAGUGUGGUUUUGUCUCAGUGUGGUUGUGUCUCGGUGUGGUUGUGUCUCGGUGUGGUUUUGUCUCAGUGUGGUUGUGUCUCUGUGUGGUUUUGUCUCAGUGUGGUUGUGUCUCUGUGUGGUUUUGUCUCAGUGUGGUUGUGUCUCUGUGUGGUUGUUUCUCAGUGUGGUUUUGUCUCAGUGUGGUUGUGUCUCUGUGUGGUUUUGUCUCAGUGUGGUGGUGUGUGUCUCUGUGUGGUUGUUUCUCAGUGUGGUUUUGUCUCAGUGUGGUUGUGUCUCUGUGUGGUUUUGUCUCAGUGUGGUUGUGUCUCUGUGUGGUUGUUUCUCAGUGUGGUUGUGUCUCUGUGUGGUUUUGUCUCAGUGUGGUUGUGUCUCAGUGUGGUUUUGUCUCAGUGUGGUUAUGUCUCUGUGUGGUUGUUUCUCAGUGUGGUUUUGUCUCAGUGUGGUUGUGUCUCUGUGUGGUUUUGUCUCAGUGUGGUUGUGUCUCUGUGUGGUUGUUUCUCAGUGUGGUUGUGUCUCUGUGUGGUUGUGUCUCUGUGUGGUUGUGUCUCUGUGUGGUUGCGUCUCAGUGUGGUUGUGUCUCAGUGUGGUUGUGUCUCUGUGUGGUUGUUUCUCAGUGUGGUUGUGUCUCUGUGUGGUUGUGUCUCUGUGUGGUUGUGUCUCUGUGUGGUUGCGUCUCAGUGUGGUUGUGUCUCAGUGUGGUUUUGUCUCAGUGUGGUUGUGUCUCUGUGUGGUUUUGUCUCAGUGUGGUUGUGUCUCUGUGUGGUUGUUUCUCAGUGUGGUUGUGUCUCUGUGUGGUUUUGUCUCAGUGUGGUUGUGUCUCAGUGUGGUUUUGUCUCAGUGUGGUUAUGUCUCUGUGUGGUUGUUUCUCAGUGUGGUUUUGUCUCAGUGUGGUUGUGUCUCUGUGUGGUUUUGUCUCAGUGUGGUUGUGUCUCUGUGUGGUUGUUUCUCAGUGUGGUUGUGUCUCUGUGUGGUUGUGUCUCUGUGUGGUUGUGUCUCUGUGUGGUUGCGUCUCAGUGUGGUUGUGUCUCAGUGUGGUUGUGUCUCUGUGUGGUUGUGUCUCUGUGUGGUUGUGUCUCAGUGUGGUUGUGUCUCUGUGUGGUUGUGUCUCUGUGUGGUUGUUUCUCAGUGUGGUUGUGUCUCUGUGUGGUUUUGUCUCAGUGUGGUUGUGUCUCAGUGUGGUUUUGUCUCAGUGUGGUUGUGUCUCUGUGUGGUUUUGUCUCAGUGUGGUUGUGUCUCUGUGUGGUUGUUUCUCAGUGUGGUUUUGUCUCAGUGUGGUUGUGUCUCUGUGUGGUUUUGUCUCAGUGUGGUUGUGUCUCUGUGUGGUUGUUUCUCAGUGUGGUUGUGUCUCUGUGUGGUUGUGUCUCUGUGUGGUUGCGUCUCAGUGUGGUUGUGUCUCAGUGUGGUUGUGUCUCUGUGUGGUUGUUUCUCAGUGUGGUUGUGUCUCUGUGUGGUUGUUUCUCAGUGUGGUUGUGUCUCUGUGUGGUUGUGUCUCUGUGUGGUUGUUUCUCAGUGUGGUUGUUUCUCAGUGUGGUUGUUUCUCAGUGUGGUUGUUUCUCAGUGUGGUUGUGUCUCAGUGUAGUCUCUGUGCAGGCACUGCUGGAGGUGGUCAAUGACCUGUUUGAGGAGCAGACAGACCUGGAGAAGAUUGUGCGUAAGAUCAUGCAGCGAGCGCUCACUCUGCUGCAGUGUGAGCGCUGCUCUGUGCUCCUGCUGGAGGACAUCGACUCUCCAGUCGUGAAGUUUUCCAAGACCUUUGAGCUCAUGUCUCCAUUUUGUAACGUUGAUCGCGACAUCAGCAUGGAGAAGCUCUCCUGCUCUGAUUGGCUGAUCAAUAACAGUAUUGCUGAGCUGGUGGCGUCCACAGGACUCCCGGUGAACAUCAGCGACGUGUGUCAGGACCCACGCUUCGACGCAGAGGCGGACCAGGCCUCUGGCUUUCACAUCCGCUCUGUGCUGUGUGUUCCCAUCUGGAAUCGCACUCAUCAGAUCAUCGGAGUUGCACAGAUCCUCAACCGUUUGGACAGGAAGACGUUCAACGAUGCCGACCAGAGGCUGUUUGAGGCCUUUGUUAUAUUUUGUGGACUUGGGAUCAACAACACAAUGAUGUACAACCAAGUAAAGAAGACCUGGGCCAAACAGUCUGUGGCACUUGAUAUGUUGUCGUACCAUGCAACAUGCUCCAAGGUGGAAGUGGACAGACUCAAGGCGGCGAAGAUUCCCCUGAGCUGUGAGCUGGGCAUCGACGAGUUUCACUUCAACGACUUCUCACUGGACAAUGACGCCAUGAUCACGGCCUCGCUGCGCAUGUUUCUGGAGCUGGGUGUGGUCCAGAAGUUUAAAAUAGAUUAUGAGGUUUUAUGCCGAUGGCUUCUGACGGUGAGAAAGAACUACCGCACAGUGGCCUAUCACAACUGGAGACACGCCUUCAAUGUGUCCCAAUGCAUGUUUCUCAUCAUCACCACGGCCAGCUUCCAGGACGUGUUGUCAGAAGCAGAGAUCCUCGCUCUAAUGGUCGGAUGUUUGUGUCAUGAUUUGGACCACAGAGGCACAAACAACGCAUUUCAAGCAAAGACCGGCUCUGCUCUGGCCCUGUUAUACGGGACCUCUGCCACUUUAGAGCACCACCACUUCAACCACGCCGUCAUGAUCCUGCAAAGUGAGGGUCACAACAUCUUUGCAAACCUCUGCUCCAAAGAGUACAGCAACAUGAUGCAACUGCUGAAGCAGGCCAUUCUCUCCACUGACCUCACACUUCACUUCGAACGCAGGACACAGUUCUUUGAGCGUGUUCUCUCUGGAGACUUCAGCUGGACAGACGACGGACACAGAGAGGUCCUCAGAUCCAUGCUGAUGACCGCCUGUGACCUGGGCGCGGUCACUCGGCCCUGGAAGGUUUCCAAACAGGUGGCAGAACUGGUGACGAGUGAGUUCUUUGAGCAAGGAGACCGCGAGAGAUCCGAGCUGAAGCUGACGCCUGCGGCCAUAUUUGAUCGCAACCGCAAAGAUGAACUGCCCGUGCUGCAGCUGGAGUGGAUCGACGGGAUCUGCAAACCACUGUACCAGGCGCUGCUCAAACUCAACAGGAAAUUACAGCCAAUGGUUGACGGGAUCGACACCAACCGCAAGAAGUGGGAGGAGCUGUGUUCGUCGUACCGCCAAGCACGCCGCGCCUCAACAUCCAAUCAGAUCACAGAGAAAGGCGAGUGUCCCGGGAUCAGCCAAGACGCCUCGAGUUCUGAAGCCAAAGACACUAAAGAUGUGACAAAAUCCUGA
Messenger RNA from Knipowitschia caucasica, 4821 nucleotides. NCBI's taxonomy places the organism in Eukaryota, Metazoa, Chordata, Actinopteri, Gobiiformes, Gobiidae. The record is from the annotation of a GenBank genome assembly.